AGAUAGUUUUGACAGUGGCUUGCAGAGAAAAAUAUACCACCGCUCGGUUGAUAUCGCAAUACUGCGCGUAUCUACAUAAACUUUGACCAAGUGAUCGUUUCUCUCCCAAUUCCUGUUCUACCUGGAAUUACGAUGGGCCACGGUCACGGACACGGACCCCCGUACAAGGUGCCGGAUGCAUCUAUCUACAAAGUGGCCGAUGCGCCCGAACUGGUGGAAGUUGAACGCGCUCUCGCACGUCGUGGUCUGAAGGAUCCAUGGCUACGGAAUGAAGUGUGGCGCUACAAUGUGAAGCAAUUUUCGACCCACCGUUCGCGUCUGGUUACGUUCCUGUUCAAGGGAUUCCCGCUCGGAUUUGCUGCCUUCGUUGCUACGAUCGGUAUUGAGUACGCGCUCGGUGUAGAUUAUCACGGUGGUCACGGACAUGGCAAUGGACACGGGGAUGAGAAGGGUCACGGAAGCGGUCAUCAUUAAUCCGUUGAUCAGAUGGUCAAUUGCGGGUGAUGUUCUUGGUUGCUAUCGCGCAUUAGAUUUUAUUUCCCAAAAUUCUGCAUCAAGAAUAAACGAAUUUGUUUUGUAGCAGAAACAAACAAAA
Anopheles funestus (African malaria mosquito) is the source of this 595-nucleotide messenger RNA. RefSeq names its product NADH dehydrogenase [ubiquinone] 1 beta subcomplex subunit 3 (gene ND-B12). Gene Ontology annotation, cellular component: mitochondrion. The coding region runs from base 133 to 474 and encodes 113 amino acids. The transcript is spliced from 2 exons. The record is from RefSeq and is a predicted model, not a curated record. Gene Ontology annotation, biological process: mitochondrial respiratory chain complex I assembly; electron transport chain. Lineage: Eukaryota; Metazoa; Arthropoda; Insecta; Diptera; Culicidae.